Messenger RNA from Petromyzon marinus (sea lamprey), 2572 nucleotides. Its product is annotated as kinesin-like protein KIF20A. The record is from RefSeq and is a predicted model, not a curated record. Gene Ontology annotation, cellular component: mitotic spindle; nucleus; spindle microtubule. Gene Ontology annotation, biological process: mitotic spindle assembly; microtubule-based movement; spindle elongation. Gene Ontology annotation, molecular function: ATP binding; plus-end-directed microtubule motor activity; microtubule binding. NCBI's taxonomy places the organism in Eukaryota, Metazoa, Chordata, Hyperoartia, Petromyzontiformes, Petromyzontidae.
ACGACGCGCUAUAAAUAGCCUGGGGGCGCGCGCGCGCCGCUCAUUGACAUCGGGAUGGAGGCGGAGGGCUCCAGGCGCGAGGAGGUGCGCGAGCAGUCGCGAACCUUGCAGGGCUUUCUCCGAGUCCGCCCGUUCAGCAGAGAGGAGCUGCAGAGAGGAGAAGACCAGGGCUGUCUGGAGCUGGCUGGACCCUCUGUGCUCCUUUCUCUCCCCAAAGCUGGCGUCACCUCCCUGCAGAAGUUCACAUUCACACAGGUGUUGGGGCCGGCCUGCUCCCAGCUGGACGCGUUUGAGGCGACGGUGCGUGCGCCCGUCUGUGCGUGCGUGCGGGGCGACAGUGCCCUGGUGUUCACCUACGGCGUCACCAGCUCGGGAAAGACGCACACGCUCAUGGGCUCCACGCGCGAGCCGGGCCUCCUUCCCCGCGCCCUGGGCCUCCUCUUCGGCCUGCUCGGCGACCGCCAGUACCGGCGCUGGGACCUGCGGCCGCUCCGGCACGGCGAGGUGCAGCGACUGGAGCCCGACGAGGUGGAGGCCGAGCGCCGGAUCCGAGCGCAGCUGCUCGCCACCGAGGAGGACGGAGCUCCGGUGCGAGGCGUGAGGAGGUCCCGGAGCGCCCCCUGUCUCGCGCUGCUCCACGACGGCGACUUCACCGCGUCGCCCAUCCUCCCCAUACUGGAGUCGACGAGCCUCUCUCAGCACCUGGGAGAGGAGAUGGGGCGACAGCCGGACAGAGAGAUGGGGCCACAGCCGGACAGAGAGAUGGAUGGACAGCCGGACAGAGAGAUGGAUGGACAGCCGGAAGGGAACCAGCUGUUCUCGGUGUGGGUGUCGUUUGUGGAGAUUUACAACGAGUCUAUGCGGGAUCUGCUGGUGCAGGAAGAGGCCGGCACCGCCAGCCAGCCCAACCGCGCCACCACCCUCCGCCUCGGAGAGGACUCCAACGGCCACCCCUACCUAAAAGACGUGCGCUGGGUGGGAGUGAGCACUGCUGGCCAGGCCCUCUGCUUGCUGGCGCGAGGGCGCAGGCAGCAGAGCGUGGCUCAGACGCGGCUCAACCAAACCUCGAGCCGCAGCCACAGCAUCUUCACCGUGCGGCUGCUACGCGUCCAGGACGAGGGAGGGAGCAGCCUGGUGUCGAGCAGCGAGCUCACCCUGUGCGACCUCGCCGGCUCGGAGCGCUCCAACAAGACGCAGGCCACGGGCCAGAGGCUCAAGGAGGCCAACAACAUCAACGGCUCCCUGCUCACGUUGGGCCGCUGCCUGCAGGCCCUGAGGGCCAACCAGGAGGCCAGGGCGGGCGACGGCGGUGGCGGCGGCGGCGGCGGCGGCGGCGGCGGCCCCAGGGCGCCGGUCCCCUUCCGGGAGAGCCGCCUGACGCGCCUCUUCCAGGCGGCGCUGCUGGGCGGCGCUCGCGUCCUCAUGGUGGCGUGCGCCAACCCCUGUGCCUCCACCCUGCACGAGACGGCACACACCCUCGCCUUCGCCGCUCUCGCCCAGCAGGUGGUGAGCGUUGCGAGCCAGGAACCCAUCAGCAUGAGGGUCAGGGGGUCGGUGCGGGGAGGCUCAGCGGGAGGAGGAGCAGCAGAACGAGGAGGUCUCCCCAGCAACAGCGGUGACGACAAUGAGGAGGAGGAUGAGGAGGUUGACUUGUCGUCGGACGAUGAGAUCGAUGUUGAGGCCCUGGUGGGGCUGGUGUCGCGCCUCCGCGGGCGCGUGGUGGCGGAGAGGGCGGCCCGCGAUCGCGCCGAGCGGCAGGCGCGAGAGGAGGUUGCGCGAGACGCCAUGACGCACCUGCGCCAGGUGGAGGCGCUGUGGAGCCAACGGCUGGAGGCCGAGCGGCAGGCGUCUGAGGAGCGCUGGGAGGAGCGUCUGCGGCUCUACACGGACGCCAUGCGGCGGUUUGCGUGCCGGAGUGCGGCGACGGCGCUGGCGCUGCCCGACCCCGGCUACUGCGACGGGAGAGAGGAGCAGUACAGCGGCGUGGAGCCAGAGAGCCUGGAGGAGGCCCGGAAGGUGAUCGGGCAACUGCGGCGUGAGAACGCGCGGCUGGCGGGCCUGCUGCAGGGAGGGACUGGGCACCCGCUGGGCCCCGUUGCGGUCCCUCCGUCGUCGUCCCUGCCACCGCCGCGCUGGGCCGGUGGGGGAGCCGCCCCCCUGCUGGGCCCCCUGCUGGGCCCCAUCCACGAGCUUCUGUGCCCCUCGCAGGAGGGGGAGGAGCGGCAGGAGGGGGGCCCUCGCACUGCCGAGUCGGGAGGGCCCCCGUGGGCCGUCGCCCAUGGGGGCCCUGGGGGCGGUGACGCUCCACCUGAGGCCGUCGCCUCACAAACAAGCGAGCCGGACUCCUGCUGACGAGACGCCGCCGAAUGUGGAAUUCGGUUCCCCAACCCCCUUCCCGGACGUUCGCGAGGGGUCUGGGCCGUGACGGCACUUUUUUUUUUAUAGGUUAUAGGGGUGGUGGGGUCGGUUAAGGUUCGAUGGAGUUUGAUAUUUUAAACGAUUCCUUUUAGCGAGAUGUUACCGCCAAGUAUUCUCGUGGUUGAAUUAAAGUUUGAUUCGCGUGUUUUUUUAA